AUGAGUGUCAAAGAUUUUCGUGUAGUUGUGGCUAUUGACUUUGGCACAACUUGCAGUGGUUUUGCCUAUUCGCACACUGAAAAUCAUGACACUGCGGUUCAUUCGUUAUUUCCCGGACAUACCGCAUCAAAGACUAAUACUGUUCUCGAAUAUGACAACAAUUGGAAAGCUAUUAACUGGGGAUUUCCGGCACUAGUAAAAGCACAAUCAAGAAGAAAAAAAGCAAGUGUCAAUUCUCGUCCAGUCGAGUUGUUCAAACUACAUUUAGCUGAUAUCGACGAGGAAAGUAAACCGUAUCUGCCUAGAGGACUGAAUUAUAAAACUGCAAUUACUGACUUUCUUAAUAAAAUGCAAAAGUUUAUGCUUGAAACAUUAUUAAAUCGGUGGCCUAGUUUAACGUUGCCGAAAAUCAGAUUUGUCUUCUCAGUGCCUGCCGAAUGGGCGCCUAAAACUAGAGGAAUUUUACGAGAAUGUAUUUAUAAGGCUGGUUUCUUGACGGAGAAAUAUUCAGAUAAUUUAGAAUUUAUAUCUGAACCUGAAGCUGCGGCGAUAUUCUGCAUGUCAAUCUUAAAAGAGCACGAGUUAAAAGUUGGUGAUUCGUUCAUGGUCUGUGAUUGUGGUGGUGGCACAGUAGACUUGACUACUCGAACACUUCUUCCUGAAAAUCAACUUGGCGAAGUGACAGAACGAACUGGUGAUCUUUGUGGUAGCACAUUCGUUGAUAAUGAAUUCAUCUUAUUCUUAGGACGCCGUUUAGGCCAUAAAGCUGUGCAAGAAUUCAAGGAAAACCAUUACGGUCUCGUUCAACUUUUAAUUCAUAAAUUUUUUUGCCCAGAAGUAAAAGAUGAAUUCGCGGGCAAUGUUUCGACUUUUGAACCGAUUGAGUUUGACAUUCAAAGAAUUUGCCCUCAAUUAAUGAGUUACGUGGAUGACGAAAGACGAGAACAAAUGGAAGAAGACGAAUGGAUUAUUGAAUUGCAAUUCAGUGAUGUAACGUCAAUGUUUGAUCCAGUUGUUGAAAAGAUUAUUCGAUUAGUGCGAAAUCAAUUAAAUGCAAGUGGAGAACAAAAAUGUUCGGCUAUAUUUAUGGUAGGAGGAUUUGCCGAGAAUCCUUAUCUUGUUUCACGUGUCAAAAAAACAUUUAGUCGAGAUGUUCAUGUAAUUGCUGUGCCGCAAAAACCCAUUACUACCAUUCUUAAGGGUGCCGUUCAAUAUGGGUUAAACAAAAAAAUUGUUAAAUCGCGAAGACUUACAUGGACGUAUGGAAUAGAAGUCUAUGUAUUGUGGAAAAAAGGAGUUGACCCAAAAAAACGUAAACUAUUCAAUGGUCAUAUUCAGAAAUUCGACGCGCUAGCAAAACGAGGUACUGAAGCAUCACCAGAUCAAAAAUUUUGCGGAAUAUAUGUUCCAUUCCACGCAAUUCAAACGUCAGUUCGUUUUCGAGUGUUAGCAACUAAAAAACUUGAUGCGAGAUUUUGUGAUGAACCCGGAAUGGAAGAAAUUGGAUGCAUGACCGUAAAUUUAGGUAUUAAGAAUCUUGGAUUAAUUAGACCUAUAGAGUUCAGUUUGACGUUCGCUGACGAAGAAAUAAAAGCUACUGCUUGGAAUAAGCUUACUGAAGAGAUUUUUGAAACGAAAUUUGAUUACCUUACCGAAUAG
This is a messenger RNA of Ambispora gerdemannii, 1659 nucleotides long. The record is from the annotation of a GenBank genome assembly. NCBI's taxonomy places the organism in Eukaryota, Fungi, Glomeromycota, Glomeromycetes, Archaeosporales, Ambisporaceae.